UACAUUAAUAUGCCAACGCGACAAGAAUGUCUGGAUGUUGCUCAUAACUUUUAUGGCAUAGCAAACUUCCCAAGAGUUGUGGGGGCAGUGGACUGCACUCAUAUAAAAAUCAAUUCUCCAGGUGGAGCUCAAUCUGAGUUAUACAGAAAUAGAAAAGGAUACUUUUCCCUCAACGUUCAAAUGGUCAACUCACACCUGAGAAUAAGAAAUAUUGUUGCUAGAUGGCCUGGAUCAGUACACGAUAGCACAAUAUUUAAUGAUUCGCCAUUAUGUGCAAUGCUAGAGAGGGGUGAUUUUGGGAAUUUUUAUAUUCUAGGCGACAGUGGCUAUCCAUGCCGGCCCUACUUACUGACGCCUCUAUUAAACCCUCGGACAGCAGCAGAAGUGGCUUACAACAGAUCCCAAAUAAGCACCCGAAACCCAGUGGAACGGCUCUUUCGGGUGUUGAAAAGGAGAUUUCCCUGCUUGCAGAAUGGGUUGGGGCUUAAGCUCGAAAACAUUCCCCCUAUUAUUGUAGCAUGUGCUGUGCUCCACAACAUAGCUAUAUAUAGGCAGGAUGAAUUGACAGAGGAAGAACCAACCCUUCUUAAUGAGGCGGUGUAGGAAGCUGUAGCCCAACCCAUAGGGCUGAACACCAAUCAAAAUUUUGUAGUUAGAACUAUGUUAAUAAAUACACAUUUUACAAAUUAAA
Molecule: messenger RNA, 691 nt
Organism: Aricia agestis (brown argus)
Lineage: Eukaryota; Metazoa; Arthropoda; Insecta; Lepidoptera; Lycaenidae
Product: putative nuclease HARBI1
Exons: 2
Coding region: 10-603 (197 amino acids)
Source: RefSeq, a predicted model, not a curated record